Messenger RNA from Leptosia nina, 1068 nucleotides. Lineage: Eukaryota; Metazoa; Arthropoda; Insecta; Lepidoptera; Pieridae. The record is from the annotation of a GenBank genome assembly.
AUGGAUCUGAUAAAAUAUUUAUCGGUGCUAGUGAUAUUCUUUGUUGAUUCUGACGCUGGUGGCCAUGGAGGAAAGCACCAUGUCAAUUUGAAAAUACAUCUACCAGAAUUCAUACACCACGACCAUCACAAGAAAGUGAUCACAAUUCACCAUCAUCAUCACAAACCGAAAAAGGAGCAUCACCAUCAUCACCACCACCACAAACCGCAUACACCACACGGUCACCAUUAUCACCAUCAUCAUAAGAAAACAUCUACGCACGCUGUGUCUAAGGGGCAUUCUAACCACCAUGGCCACGGACAUGGUCAUCAUGGACUUGGUCAUCAUGGACAUGGCCAUCAUGGACAUGGUCACCAUGGACAUAAGGCGCACGAUACGCCAAUUGUGUAUGAUCCACCAACAGUCAACUUCGAACCACCGACUUACAACUACCAACCACCAGCGAUAAAUUACGAGCCACCGAGUUACGACUACAGUCCAAAUACGUUUACCCACGAUUUUGGAUACACGCCAGCUGCGCCCAGCGCACCGGAGGCUCCACGAGUACAUGGUGUUGUACACACAGUAAAACAAGUGAAGGUGUUCGAUUCUCUGCCAAACUCUCUACAUGGUAUCGCCAAACCGGGUAACACUUACGAAGUAACGGAAGAAGGAAAUGACGAUGACGAUGUAUUUACGGCGGUAAACAGUGGAUCACAAGCGUUUCCGGGUACAUUCGGUUUUGUGAAGAGCGCUGUAGCUGAUAAUGAACCGUUUAACGCUAUACCGCAAGAUAAUUCAUAUGUAUCGAAAAAUCCAUUCGCGAAUGCCAUACAACAGCCUUACGCGAACCUAGAAACGUUUACUUCUGAACAGAAUAAUGACAACCCAAUAAAAGUAGAAGCAACACAGUUUGUGAAUCAUGAAGGAACAGGUUUUGAUGACGCUAAUGUGAUAGGGGAUAUAGGCAGUAGAGCUUUACUUGCUGCUUCAGCUGGAUUCAGUGAUAAUACACCUGUUACAUUUUCGAGACAGGCUGGAGUACAAGAGACGAUAAAUUCAGAAGGUGUACAAACAACUGAGUAUUAG